UAUAUAUAUAUCCAGUUUCCUGAUGCUUCUAAGGUUGAUAACAGGAAAACACCAAACUGUCAGUCUGUCUAUUAAGGCUGAUUAGUUGCCUGCAUUUUAUUUCGCUGUUCUGUAUGCUUCUCUUGUGCUUUAUGUUAUCUAAUGUCAACGCAGGCCUCAUGAGCUGGAAUGCUUUUGGCUUGGGAGUAAUGAAAUGCUUAGCGACCAAAGUUCAUCAGAUGAUAUCAUUGUGGCUCGCAAUGCUUUUGGCUAUCGUGAAUCUAUGCUUGGAGUGGCAAUUGGGCUCGCCAUCCCUCUUUGGAGGACUGGUGCACCAAUUCGCUGUUCUUUCAGUACUUUCUUUGAUGGUUUUGCCAGUGUUGCGCUCUCAUGGUUCCCAAAAAAAAAAACUGGCCAGCUGCUGCCAUCAUCUCAGAGAACCCGAUCGAAACAUGCACCCGACAUAUAAAUCCUGUACGGACCGGAUACGGCCUUAAUGGUUUGGUUCUUUACAAACGAAACCGGAUGAUCACCGUGUGGCUUUCUGCUCGUUCCGGAGAAUGCGAGUGAGGGAUGGAUAUGCUUUCCCCCUUCGUUCGCUAAGAGCUUUGGGAAACUCGGGAAGAGCUCGAGCAGAAAGAUAUAGCUGGCGCAAGACGAGCUCAAGUAGAAAGAUAUAGUUGGUGAAAACCCUGUGCUCAAGCAGAAAGAUACAGUUGGCACAAGACCAUCAUCCCUUUGCUUUGUGUGUUUGGCUUGACCUUAUAGAAGAGUUCCGCCUCCGUCCUCAUUUGUUGUUACUGGUACCUUAACUUGCUUGCCAUAUAUGAUUCUCUUACUUGACUUCAUACUCGCCCUAGAGCUCAAAGUCCGGCGAUGAACCUCGAUGUGCUCAGCGAGUAAGUAGUAUUGCGAGAGUUUGAGUAAACAAGCAACAGAGGACCAAGCGGAGCGGGAAAGGUUUGAUUGUUCUGUUAGAUCUGGGGUGCCAAUAGAAGUAUUAUGAUUUGGCCGAGCAAUCAACGGAAAGAAAGCGCCUGCAUCUUCACAAUACGGCUAAUCGGGAAAGCACCGAUAGAAUUCAAUAUCACUUGAGCAGGUAAGGCGGAGAAGGGAGUUAAUGCCGGGAGAGCGGCUGGGAGGAGAGGGGACCGGGCGGCGAUCGUGGCGGCAAUGGAUGAGUCAGAGGACACUCCUAGUCGCGGCGGUGGUCGCAGCGGCAAAAGAAUCCACCGUGAAUGGACUCGGGAAAGGAAACGUAGGGGAAGAACGAAGAAGGGGUGUGGUUCGAUGGUUGGCCGCGGAGGGCAUCCCGUGAUUUGCGCCCGACGGAGAUCUGCAAGAGGAUGUCUUCGCACUAUUUUGGGUAAAGAGAGGGAAGGCGGAGGAGGAGGACGCACUGUCUUUUCUUUUUCGCUUAUUGUCAUUGUUUUUGUGAAUCAGGCUCCGUUCGAGAUGCCUUGAAUAGACAACAAGCCUUGGUGCCACGAUAAGAUUGCUUCUAGCUGGGAGUCAAGAGGAAAUAUUUGCUUGAUGCUGUAAUGUGGAACUUUAAGACCUGAUUCAGACAUUGCUUAUGGAUUCUGAACAUGGGAGAGAAAGUUCUGAAUAUUACAAUGCAAAUCAAGGGCAUGAAAAGGCUGGUAUUUCCGGUGUCAAGGUUGAUAACCCUGAUCUGCCCAAGCCAGCAAUUAAGCCUAAAACUGUGAAAGAAAGAUCAUGCUCAAAUUCCUCUUCUUCAAGCACUUCAUCAGAGGAGGAAUUCUUCCAGUUAGAUGCAAGUGAGCUUGGCAAGCCAAUGGCAGUUGUUCAUGAGAUGCAAAGAAACGACUUGCAACCUUCACUUCGUGUGGAAAAUACACAAGUAGAAGCAGGUCUAGGCUCAAGUAAAGGGCCAACAGAAAUAUCAUUCUCUUCCUAUGAUUCUAAUGGCAGUCCUGGAUCUGAUAAUUCUGGCAAUGCUGGAACAAAGCAGUCUCCUCCGGUUCAAUCAAUGUAUAGAUCAGAUGUCCCUGAUCCAAAUAGGAUACCUUCUUCUGUAUUCGCAAGGACAAAGUCCACUACACCAAUGGAAUGGAGCGUGGCUUCUAAUGAAUCGUUGUUCAGUAUCCAUAUGGGAAAGUCUGGAGAUCUGACCGGCUUAUAUGGUAGCCAAUUGGAUGGUUAUCCUCCAAUUUCUCCCAUGGCUGACAUUACCCCCACAAAACGUAGAGCAGGACCUGGUUUACAACAAACAGUUGAAUACGGAGCAGCAAAUGAUGAAGCUAUGAAGGAUGAUGUUUUAAAGACAACCAUCGAGGAGAAUGCUGAAAAUGACAAAUCUCGUGCAACUGAUGGUAUUCGUCAUUCUGAUAGCACAUCUCAGUUUUCUGAUGGUGGCAGUGUGAACAGCUAUCGUUCUUUUGCAUUUCCAAUAUUGACUGCUGAAGGAAGAAAUGGGUCUGUGAAAGAAUCAGUGCGUCCUGCAUUUCAAAAGGAACAGCUCGAGCAGCCUCUACCACAAACAGAGCAUCAAGAAGCAGAGCCUCCAAAAGAAGAACCAGUUGCUGCCCAAAAGACGUGGCUUUCGUGCUUUUCUUGUUGCUCAUCACGUUGCUGACUUAGUGAGCAAUAAAGCAACCUGAUUAUUCCUUUAAAUUCUAUGUGGUUCAUCCACUUCUUUCCAUGUGAAUUGAUGAAUUAGGAUAAGCUAAUUGUGUUCAGAUAUUACUUUGGCUGAUCCAUCAAACAUGGAAAAGAAUGUAAUUCAUUGUGUAUUUCUCUGAGAGAAAAACAUCAGGAUGUCUCUUUCAUGGCAGACAAAUGGUGAAGUUGGAUGGAUAAACCUUUUACUUUGAUGCCAAAAUGGAAGAAAUGAUAUGCAUAUAUACAUGUGGGAUUUAAGACUGACUCGUUAAUUAGGAGUCUCGAAAACUUGUAAUCGUUUGCUAAAUUAUAUGCUACUUUGUUCUCUCAUGCAACCUAUUUUUCUGGCUGAAUUUUCUAUA
Molecule: messenger RNA, 2966 nt
Organism: Musa acuminata AAA Group (dessert banana)
Lineage: Eukaryota; Viridiplantae; Streptophyta; Magnoliopsida; Zingiberales; Musaceae
Exons: 5
Coding region: 1556-2578 (340 amino acids)
Source: RefSeq, a predicted model, not a curated record